Molecule: messenger RNA, 2989 nt
Organism: Xiphophorus hellerii (green swordtail)
Lineage: Eukaryota; Metazoa; Chordata; Actinopteri; Cyprinodontiformes; Poeciliidae
Gene: bpnt2
Product: 3'(2'), 5'-bisphosphate nucleotidase 2
Exons: 8
Coding region: 493-1527 (344 amino acids)
Biological process (GO): phosphatidylinositol phosphate biosynthetic process
Cellular component (GO): endomembrane system
Molecular function (GO): 3'-nucleotidase activity
Source: RefSeq, a predicted model, not a curated record
UGUCGGGGUAUUUGACCGUAGCUCAGGAAAAAAAAUGAUUGAACAGAGAUGUGAUUGUUCUUUUUCCGCGUCGAGAGCAGUGAAGUCGUGGCUUGUUUCUGCUAGUUGACGGCGACGUUGAAUUGCAUUUAAUUGCGUCCAAGAAACGGAAUGUCGUUUCGGACGGAGACGUUGUGUUAUUCGGCGCAUUUCCAGGGUCAGACGAUGCUGAACGGCUAGUCGGCUCGUAUACAUUACCCUGUGUUGGUGGUAGAGCUCUGGGGUUUCUUGUUUUUUAAGAAUUCUCAUUAUCGUGUUUGGGACAUUUCUUUGUGUGUAUCCGGAGAUAUUCGCCUCAAAGCCACACAACGGCUGUGAAGCUGAAGCUCUUCGGGACUUCUCGGUGUUUGUGCUGGUCAGCCACGUCAGCUAUAUUCACUGAUAAACUCGGAGAGCAUCUGUUCUCUUUGGUUCCCACGUUUAUUUGGUUGAAAACCGUCAGAGUGACGUCCAAUGACAAUGGCUCCGAUGGGUAUCCGGCUGUCACCGCUCGGUAUGGCGGUGUUUUGCCUGCUGGGAGUCGGUGUCAUCUACCACCUGUAUGCCGGGGUCUUCUCCAACCACCUGUCCUACUUCAGGCAGAGGAAAAAGGUGGACCUGAGAGACCUGUUAGCCGUCUCUGUGGAGGCUGCACAACUGGGUGGGGAAGAGGUGAAAAGAGUACGCAAAGAAAACACACUCAACGAGAAGUCAAAGGGAGAAACAAAGGAGGGAGCUAAAGAGCUUCUGACUAUGGGGGACCUGCAGUCGCACCGGAAGAUGUAUAACCUAAUAAAGAACACAUUUCCUGAAAUCACUGUAUACAGCGAGGAAAGUGACAGCAAACCAGAUUCGGUAUCCUGGAGCAGGAACAUACCUGAUGGCAUCCUCAAGCUGGAGAAAGGCAGGGAGGUUUCUGCUGAUAGCAUCACUGUGUGGAUUGAUCCAUUGGAUGCUACUCAAGAAUACACAGAGAAAUUGGUGAAAUAUGUGACCACUAUGGUGUGUGUUGCUUUAGAGGGUAAACCAGUCAUUGGUGUCAUACACCAGCCAUUUACAGGGUUUACUGCCUGGGCGAUGGUAGGUCAGGGAACAAACAUGGAGCACAGAUCGUCCUACAACCUCAACUCGCCAAAAGUGAUUGUGUCACGGUCACAUUCUGGAGAAGUAAAAAACUUUCUUCACUCUGCUUUUGGAAACAGCACAACAAUAAUCCCAGCAGGUGGCGCAGGAUACAAGGUGCUAUCGCUGUUGAAGAUGCAUUCAGGACAAACAGAGCCUAUAGAUGAAGCAGAUGUUUACAUCCACAUCACCGUCAUUAAGAAAUGGGACAUCUGCGCUGGUGCCGCACUACUGAACGCACUUGGAGGCCACAUGACCACUCUGAAAGGGGAGAACAUUGACUUCAGUGGAACUCCUUUGAACGAAGGAGGACUGGUGGCCAGUGUUGAAGUGGAUCAUAAGAACAUACUGGCCAAACUUCCAAACUGGGACCUUUCAAAGCACUGAAAGACAACCACAGAACCAUUGGCAGCUCCGGCAUGUUGUGCUGAGGCUUACAUGAAGAAGAGAUGAUUAAACAUCAAACGUUCAUGUUAUUUUUUUCUUUUCUUUUUUUUUUGAAAGCUGGGCGGGGAUUUGCUGUCUACACAAACCUGGCCCACUGAACAGGAUUGUGACCAGCAUGGUUACCACAAUGGUUCUUGAUUCACACUCCUCCACAGCUACAUGCAUCAUUCAUCCAUCUUAUGUGAAACCGCAUGCUCACAAGGAAUUGUAGGAAAACAAUGGACCCUUCCAUGUCUCCUCCUUUCACCUUCACAGGAGAACAGGGGAACUUUAAUGUGAAAAUCUCUGGAGCGUACAGCUGAACAUUGCAGGAGAAACUCUGGAGUUCGGCAUCUGCUUCCACCAUCGUAGAUGUCUUUAUUUUAUUUUUUCAUAUUUCAAAAGAGCCUAACACUAAUUUAGAGAGGAAUGUUUCAGAGAGCAUCAGACAUUAGCCCAUCUCUGCAACUAAUGAAACUUUGGAUUUUGAGUAAAUUUAUGGGUUAUUGUGUUAAGAAAUCCUUUUAUUAUUUUAUUUAAAUCCUUUAUCUUUUAUUAACAUUAUAUUAAGAUGGAUUAAUUGAGAAUAAGUUAAUUAUGAGUAGAGGUCUCAUAUUGUGGCCAAGAGAGAAGCUGAUCGACCAGAUUUGUGUUGAGGGUUCCAUGUUUAUCAGAUAAUUGAGCAAAUCAGUUUAAAAACUUUUAUUAAAGCAAAAAAUAACUAACAAAAGCUGUUGGAGUGGCAGUGAUUACACAAGAAGGAAUUUGAUGUUGAACUUAAUAACUCAACACUUUUAAUAACCAGAAUUUGUGCCACAAUAAAUGCUUAAAAUUGGUACUUUUUACUUAUCUAUUCAAAAUUCAUUCAGCAAAAGAAGUGAAGUAGUCCUUUACCUAACCCCAGAACUUCUCCAGUCCAAACAGUUUGUUUUGAUGGUGCUCGAUUUAGAAACCUUGGAAACCACGCAAUAGACUUGUCAAAGUCAGAAAGAUUUUUCAGUGAGAGAAACCAGAUCCUAGUUGGAAAGAGAAAUUAGUACUUCCUCAUUUCUGCCUACAAGUGGCUUCAAAACUCUGAAGUAUGCAUGCAUGGUUUGGAUUUUUGGUCUUGAUGAAUCCCUGUUUCCUUUGACUACUGUUUGUCUUUCAGCACUGUGUCGGUCGUACCUGAGUCACUUUUGACUUUUUGUGUUCAGUCGAAAAAUACCAGCAGAGAUCUCACCCGAGUGUCUGAAGAAGGUACAUUUAUUAAAGGAUCUUUUCAUGUUUACCUUGUUUUGAUAGCAUUUGUGUUGAUGUGUAGAUUAAACUCUGUUUAGGUCAGAAAUUAAAUAUUGAAGCGGUUUCGUCUGCCACUGGUUGACGAGGCUUGACAACUUGUCGAUAGAGGUGAGGAACGAUCUGGAGUGGGUUGGCUAUUUCA